Cucumis sativus (cucumber) is the source of this 1745-nucleotide messenger RNA. RefSeq names its product acyl-CoA-binding domain-containing protein 3. Gene Ontology annotation, molecular function: fatty-acyl-CoA binding. The record is from RefSeq and is a predicted model, not a curated record. The coding region runs from base 355 to 1284 and encodes 309 amino acids. Gene Ontology annotation, biological process: fatty acid metabolic process. The transcript has 3 exons. Lineage: Eukaryota; Viridiplantae; Streptophyta; Magnoliopsida; Cucurbitales; Cucurbitaceae.
UUUGGUAUUAUUGUAAACAUGAUCUUGAUUUCGUCGUUUUUGACAAUGAUUACAAAAGGCAAAACGCCGCAUCAUCAAACACACAGCGCCCUAAUCCGAUCGUGAUCAUCGUUCCCAGUUGGUGUAAGGGUUCCAUUCCAACACCUUGCUUUUCAGAUGAUUACCAACAUCAUGGGCCCGACACCUAAUUCCUGCCCUCGAUGCUGAUGCCGACUCGAAUAUACUUUGCUCUGUUCUUCCAAAAUUCCCUUUUCUUUUCUCCAACUCUUAUCUUGAUCCCCCUUUCUUUCUCUUUUCUCUCUAUCUAAUCUCCUCUCUCACCGCCGUUCUUCCUCUAUUUCUUUCUGUUCAGUUAUGGAUUUCUUUCUUGAACUUGCGCUAACUAUUAGUCUUCCUCUUCUUAUUUCAUUUGUUGUUAGUAAGUUUCUUUCAUCCAGGGGGCCUACUGAUCAAGAAUUGGCUCCGUUUGGUUUUGACUUCGGAUUUGGAUCGCGAAUUCGUAAUCUGGAGAUUGGUAAACCUAGCGUUGUCGUUGAAGAUUUUGUCGGUGAGGAUGAGAUUGUAGAAUGUGAACCGAAACAGGGGAAUUUCACCGGAGUACUUGAAUCUACAGAUGGAACUGAGAGGGAAUGUGAUGAUGAGGUGAUUGAGUCUGUGGGGAUUUUGGAAGAAAGAGUAGAGAGUAACUUUGAUAAUACUGGUGGUGAUUGCGGAGGAGAAGGUGCAGAGAAGUUAAUCGAUGAAAGUUCUGUUAGGAUGAGGUGUGAGGAAACUGGAAUCAAUCGGGAUGAGGAAGAAGACGUACGCGAGGGCAAUGAAGUUGAGGCGUUUGAGAGUGAUCGGAGCAAGGAAUCCGGUAGAGUAAGCGAGGGACGAUCGGUGGAGGAGAUUGCCGUCGAGGAUGACGAUUGGGAGGGAGUUGAAAGAACUGAACUGGAGAAACUAUUUGAAGAUGCAGUAGGGAUUGUGAAUUAUCGUGAAUUCGAAGAUCCCAAAUUUAGCGGUGAAUUGAAGAUGCGGCUGAACGGGCUUUACAAGAUUGCUAUGGAGGGGCCUUGCAGAGAACCGCCGCCAAUGGCUUUGAAGAUCUCUGCUCGAGCCAAAUGGAAUGCCUGGAAGCAGCUGGGGAACAUGACCCCUGAGAUGGCUAUGGAAAGCUAUUUACACCUUGUUGCUGAGAACAUUCCUGGUUGGACGUCCGAAAUUACUUCGGAAAGUAGUGAUCAAAAUGCUUCUCAUUCUUGCAAGUCUGAAAAACUAGCUUCAGAAACGAAACCACUUUAACGAACCGGGGAAAGAACUUCAACCGUGUUACAUCGAAUAUCAAUUGGUUUUCGUUUGUAUAUCAAUUGGUUUUCGUUUGUAUAUCAAUUGGUUUUCGUUUGUAUAUCGAUUUUCUACUGGAACUGCAACUGCAGGAAAUCUGAAUAACUAAAGCCUUGUUUCAACUGCAGGGGAUGAAAGUCAGUGAUGAGGAAGGUCUAUGGAGUCAAAAUUCAGUUUGUAAAGUCGUUCUAAGCUUUGGUUCUUUAUUGGCCAUUUAGCCAUUUUCCUAUGGUUUGCAUUUUAGAGAACCUGGCUAUAACAUUGUUUAUUUUUAUCCAUGACAAUCCGGGGUUCUUGUAAAUAGCAAUUUGAAGUUGUUUUUCCAAGGUAUGAAGCUGUAAAUUCAAAAAUAAUUCCUCUGCCUCUGUAAGUUUGGAUUGAUUUCUGAAAAUAAAUUAAAUCAUUUGAUUUUGUUUUCC